Messenger RNA from Coturnix japonica (Japanese quail), 2755 nucleotides. Lineage: Eukaryota; Metazoa; Chordata; Aves; Galliformes; Phasianidae. The record is from RefSeq and is a predicted model, not a curated record.
GUGUCCGUCAGGACAGCGAGGAAACAGGGCAGGAGUGUGCGGGUCUGGCGAAGAGCCCCCGAGCGCAGCCCAAGUCGUUUUGCUUUACCUUUGGCAGCCCCACAGCUGCUGUAUCCCUACCCUUAGCCUUCAUCCCUCGGGAUGGAGAAGAAACCUCCUAAACGCCCUAAGGUGGCCUGGAAGGAGAUUAGGGCUCCCCAUGAGAGAAAAUCUCAACCAGAGCCCUAUGAAUUGACUGAGGUGCAGCCUCUGCACUGUGGUGCUGAUUCCCUGCCUUUCUCUGAAAAGGAGGAGGCCAUGGAUGUCAUACAGAAGUACCUCAGGAGUACAGAAAAGGACGAGCUGUUGAAGAUGAUGUUCUUGGAGAGCAUCUGCAACAUCUGCAAAGUCAGCAGUAAGAAGGACUCAUGUGAGGGCCUGGCUGUUUUCUGCCAUGAAAAUAACUUGGCAGAGAAAAUCAAGGAGCUGCUGGAGAAUGAGCCUGUGGACAAGCUUUGCACAGCAUUGCGGUACCAGGCCAUGCUUGCGAUCACCAGCUUGAGCAGAGUGAAGGCCAUUGAGCAGGAUGAAAUAAGAGGUCUCUUAAAUGCCUGCUUCAAAUCUGUCUUCUACCUUCCACCAAGAGAGGACUUGAACAUUGCCCUCUACAAUCACACCCUGCAUGCUAUGGACCACAUGCUGCAGAUGUUGGUGGUCAGCCAGCUUACCUCCAACAUUGAGAAGCUGUGGAAUAUCUUGGAGGUGCUGAUAUGCUUCACCAACACCCAGAACAAAAUUGUACAAGAAAGGGCCAUGGAACGGCUCUGGAAUCUCAGCAGUUUCAUUGCCAGCAAUAGCAAUUCCUGUCAGGAGCCAUCUGCAAAAUUUGUCCGGCCUCAUCACUGGAGAGACAUCAUCUGCAUGAUCCUUCAGACCACGGAAGAGUCCAGCGGAGACAAUAAGAAGUGGGCCAACACGAUGCUGGAUGUGAUUCUGAGAGAUCCUGCCACCUGGCUGACAGAUGUGCCAGAGAUUCUGGUGUUCAUCCAGAGAAACCUGGGAAGCAACAACGCAUCAGCACAUCAGAUCCUCUUCUCUGUGCUGGAUGUACUGGCCAUGGAGUUUCCCAGGGAUGUGCUGAUGAGUGUGCUGAUUGACCUUCCUGAGAAUGACAGUACCACCCUGGACAUCUGGAACAGAUUGCUUUCACUGGCAUUGACUUCAGAGCACUUCUUGGCUGAACUGUUCAGUAUCCUCCAAAGCCAAAUGCUGUGUGGGAUCUUGAAUGUCACCAAAACGAGGCUGGGCUUCCUUCUUCUGGCUGUGAUGCAUCCCACUGAAGAGAAACUGCAAGAGCUGUAUAAGCCAGAACUGCUUCAGGUGCUUUUGAAGGUUAAAAGCCUGCCAAUACUCUGGCUAGUGCUCAAAGGCCUUUUGCUGAUGUCAGAGAGACCUGAGAUGGCAAGAGGAAUAGGGGACCUGCUGCCAAAUAUCAUGGAGACACUGCAGUUUGCGAACAAUGCGAACACACGUAUUGCUCUGAUGGCAGUGAAGAUCUUCGCAAAUGUGAUGAGUCAUCCAGGGAAGAGAAGGUUCUCUUCCAUUGCUGUGAAUCUGGCUUGGAAGCUCCUGCAUCUUUUCAAUCAUGUGUCAAGUGAAGUGCGAGAAGGUUCCAUCCGCCUCUUCAAGGAUGUGAUGGAAGCAGUGACGUUCUGUGAAAAGAGAAGCAUGAAGAACGUCGUGUGCACAGGCCUGCUUCCUCUGCUGUUUCAAAUGAGUGAUGAGACCCCAAGCGUUGCAGAGGCCUCUAGGGAAACCCUCAUAGCUUGUGCAAAGUUCCUCGGGUGGAAGACGCUCAAGCGCCUGGCCCAGAGAAAGAGAAAAAUGGAGAUCAAGGAGUGUUUGCUGCAGCAGAGCAGGAGGAGAGUGGAUGAAUACCUGUGGCAGAGCCUGUCAUACCUAGACGAUUCUCAGGCCCCUUUGCGAUAUGAGGCUGUUGAAUUCAUUGGGCUGGCUAUGCAGCACUCCAGGAAACAAGGUCGGGAGAAGCUGAAUGCAAUCUGCAGCGCCCUCCAGCCUUUGAAAAAUGAUGCCCACCCAGCAGUCCGUUCUGUGGCAACUGGAGUAAUUGACAGAUGUCAAACGAAUACGGCAGUACGACGACAGAGCUGGCUCAGAUCACUGUGCUGCUGCUGUCAGCCUUUGUCAAGAUGGCUCUGAUUAAACCUCCAAUGACACAGCUGUUCCCUUGCAUGGGGAUACAUAUCCAUUUUUGGACUGGAUAGUCAGCAACAGCAUGCAGUUCCACUGAAGGACAUACCAGAUCUUUAAACUGGCAUACAUUGUUCCUAAGGACCCCAUCGCCUUUUCUUCAAGGUCUUUCAAGGCCACUACCCCAUCAAUGUACAAAAUAAGACAUGGAAGAACAGUGGGUGGGGGCAAUAUAGUCUGCAGGGGACUAAUUUGCAUCCCUUUGUUUCUGCCCCUGCAAAGACGUCCAUCCUUAGGAACAUGACUUGUAUUAAACUUGGAUCACAAAGCCUUCCAAGAUGUCACACAGGCCAAGUCACAGAAUCACAGUUAUCAAGGUUGGAAAAGACCUAGAAGAUCAUCUACUCCAACCAUUACCAAUAAUUCCCAGCUAAAUCAUAUCCCUCAACACAAUGUCCAAACAUCUCUUGAACACCCCCACGGUCGGCGACUCUACCACCUCCCUGGGCAGUGCAUUCCAAUGCCUCACCACCUUUUCUGAGAAGUAAUAUUUCCUAAUGUCACU